AUGUUUUGCCCUCGUGUGUUAAUCUUCACUAAAACCUUCACCCAAGGACAGUAUGUUAAUAAUAGCGAAUACAUUGUUAAUGGAUGCAAGAAUAACGAAUACGAAUUUGUCAUAUCAAUAGUGGAAUGGAAUGUUCCAGUUCUUACAAUAGUAGUCGAGGGUGACUUAGAUACAAUAGAAGCUGUUAACAAAGUUCUGCAGCAAGAUUUGCCUAUACUGAUUAUAAAAGGUUCGGGAAAAGCAGCGGACUUUAUUGCUGAAUUCAUUGAACAUGAUACCAUUAAGAUAUCUGAAUAUAUCAAGGACAAAACACCACUGUUAUUUGGUAUUUCUUCUCACGACCUUAUGAACAGAGAAUUUGUCGGUAAAGAUUCUGGUUCACAAAAGCAUCAACGAAAUGACCUUCAAUCAAAUAUGAAAGCAAUUAAACAGAACAAAUGCUUGGUAAGUUCACAAAGCUAUUACAGUACUUCUAUCGAUGACAAGCAAUUUUCGUCACCAACAGCCGUAUCUAUCAAUGCUAUUAGCGGGACAUUACGAGCUGAUAAUCGGAAAUUUAUGAAUUCGUAUAAGGAAAUACUGACGCCAUCCUCUUUACCACUGUAUUAUUACAUUGCAUAUCAGUUUAUACAAGAAAUGCAAGCAGAGAAAAAGGUUAAAAUAGAGAACUUUAAUAUGCUGUUAAAAGAAGCCAUUGUAGCUGACAGAGAUGAAUAUGUGUCGGUACUUUUAGAAGAAGAAGGUGUCCAUUUUGAUGAUAAAUACUUUCCAGAUAUUUAUAAGGAAACAAUUCAAUCUCAAAGAAAAGCAAAGACAGCCCUUAAAAAUGUUUUUAAGUGGGGUUCCUCGCCAGUUAUUAAGCAGUUUAAGGAGUUAUGCUUUCACACGAAAGAUAAACAGGACAAACAGGUUGAUCAACUCACACCGACUGAAGUGUGUAUGAUCGCAGGUCGACAGAUCUGUCAGUCUUUGUUAGAGUAUCCUAGAUAUAACUCUCUGAACAGACAGGAAAAAUGUUCCCCAUAUCAAGAUCUUCUGAUAUGGGCAAUUUUUGUCAACAGACCAAAACUAGCCACCAUAUUCUGGAUGAAAUGCGAACAACCACUAUUGUGUGCAUUAUUGGCCAGCAGUGUAUACAAGAGAAUGGCAGCCAGUGCCACUGACCAGGCAACAAAGUCUGACAUGAUUGCACAGUCAAGGCUCUUUGCAGAUAGAGCAUUAGAUUUGCAAUCGAGAUUGUAUGACGAUGACGCUGAGCUUGCAAUGGAUUUAGUUAUCACAGAACGGAUUGUUUGGGAUAUCACUUUAAGUCCAAUGCAGUGUGCCUAUGAACAUGAUAUGCUGGACGUUCUUGCUCAAACAUGUCCCCAGCGACGUUUAAACAGAAUAUGGUAUAGCGGAAUAAGUUCUAGUCUUGGAGGAUUUUGGAAGAAAGGCUUGAGUUAUGGUUUGUGCUGUUGCAGAAAAACAACUUCACCGGAUAAAGGACUUAUAAAGUUAAUCGGCGCUCCUCUAACGAGGUUUUUGCUACAUUUCGUUUUCUUCUUUGCAGCUAUGAAUUCUGGCAGUAUCUUUCUGAUGCAAAUGAAUGUAUACAAAGAUAUAAGAUCAAUUGGUGUCUUCGAGAUGAUAUUUUAUGUGCAUCUAGCUGGUGACAUUUUAGAGGAGUAUAGGAAUAUGAUUUCGAAAGAAGUUUUAAUGAAAAUGUGUAAACGAACAUCUGCACAAGAGAAUACAUUAAGCCAUUCACCAUGGUAUAGAUUUAAGAAAUACAUAUGCGAUUUCUGGAACCUCUUGGAUGUUAUUUCGUAUACGCUGAUUAUCACAGCUAUAUGUUUUCGUUUCUUCCUUUUAUCAGAUGGUUGGCAAAAAUUUAGCAGACGUUUUUUUAGCUUGAGUCUAUCAACUACUUAUAUUAGAUCCUUUCGAGUCCUAUUGAUGUCAAGGUUCCUUGGACCAAAAAUUAUCAUGAUCAAAGAAAUGAUAAAGGAUCUCUUUCGAUUCAUCGGAAUUCUAUUUUUAUGCAUGCUUGGUGUUGGAGUAAUGUAUCAUGCAAACAUGUACCCCGAACACGACUUAAAAAUGUCGAAAAUAGGAAAUUAUCACCACUGGAGAAUAUGGAAAAUCAUUUCUAUUCCCUAUUGGCAAAUAUAUGGGGAAACUAUGCUCGCCAGUCUUCAGGAAAAUAUUACAUCACCAUGCACCAUGACGCGCUCCGUAUGGGAGAGUGACACGGAGAUAGAACGAUGCAAUCAGUAUGACUGGGUACUUAUUGUGAUCGCUGCAAUUUAUAUGUUGAUUUCAAAUCUCCUUCUGGUCAAUCUUUUGAUUGCUUUGUUCAGCUAUAGAUUUGAACGAGUCCAGGAAAUCUCAGAAAAAAUAUGGCGAUACUUGAGAUAUGAAGUCAUCAUGGAUUAUCGCACCAGGAUACCUGCUCCUUUUAACCUUGUGAUCAGACCAAUUUACAUCGUUUACUGGUGCUGUACACAAAUAAAGAAGACACAAUCAGAUGAGAAGGCUAAUAUUCAUAAAAGGUCGCUGGAUAGGAUCAAUGAACUUCAAUCUACCAACGCAAUUAAAUGCGUUUACAAUAUUUGAAGAAUAAAAAUGUCGACUUACAUUGACAAAAUCAGUGCAAUUUGCUUAUCAAUAAACGGAUGAAAGAUUUUGGGGAGAUGAAGGAAUCAAUAAUGAAAAUGUGAUUGUAAUAUUAUAUACAUAGCAUUUUACAACCUUUAUUUUAAGAUCACGUGGUGACCUUCCUUCUUUUUUUUUAUUAGUUUGACCUCAGGAUAUUUAAUACAUGUAUUUGAUUUAAAAUGUAUGUACAUAAUGAAAAAUGAUGUAUUACCUUUUCUUACGUCCUCAAAUCUUUCAGAAAUGAAAAAUCAGUAUCUUAUGUUUUAAUUAUUUAUCUACAUGCACACGCACAUUCUAACCUAUAUUUGUCCUGAUCUGUUUCCCAAAUAGUGUGUAAUUGAUAUUUUAUUAUAGAUAUAACUUUUGAGUGAAUCGCAUAAAAUUAAAACUGACUAAAAUACAAACCAUACUUGAUGUAUUAUUAGGUGUGGGUGGAUCCACUCUGUCAUCCUAAGAGUGGAUUUGUGGCAGAUUUUUCUCCCCACCUUUGUUAUUCUUUGUCAUUUGUGAUAUGAUAUAAGUUGAUAUAAUUUUGUAUCAAUUGUGUAUUAAUAUUCUAUAUUAAGUAUGCACUUUAAUGUCAAACAUUUUAUUUGAAAAAUGUAUUUUUUGCAUUUUACGAUUUUGAAUUAAGGUCCUUUUUUCGUCAGUUUUGUUUUCAUAUCAUAUAGUAAAUCAAGCUCAGACUCUGUGAUUACAUAGUAUGUUUAUGGUAGCUAGCUGUCUGUUUUAAGGUAACACUACAUAAACAUUCAGAAUUUUCUGACUCCAAUCAACAGUCUUUAAAGAUUAAUUUCUCUACUCAAUGGAUUUUUAAAUCUUUAACUCGUUUUAAAGCUUAAAUAUGACUUUUUUCUUAAUCUAUAGAAAGAUUUAUAUUUGGUAUGAUUAAUCUCAAAAUAUAGGUCAUUAAUUGCCAAAAAAAGUGGUCUUCCAACUUGGAUAUUAAUGACACAAUCAGGUCAAAUGGUAGUAAACAUUUGUUUUCAUUCCUUUAAUCAAACAUACACAAUCUAAUAAACCGUGUCUCAGAUAUUUAGUGUUUGCCCCCAGUAAGAAGUUAUAUUGAUUUUACUGCUGGAUGUAAACCUCAUUUCACAUUUCAUCUUUGGAGACCUACAAAUUAUCAAAAAACUUGGACAUAUAGUAUUGUAGACAAUACUCCAUUUAAUCACAUAUAUCAAAGUCAAGCCAAAUGGGGUACCCAUAAAGUUUUUAUUUUCAUUUUUACCUAACAAUUCUCAUGAAAAAUGUUCUGCAAAAUAGCUUAAAAACGAAAUUUCCCCCUAAGAGCCCCUUUAAAUGCAACAUAAUUAAAACAAAAUCUACUGCAAACACCCUAAUGAUUGUUCUAA
Mytilus trossulus (common blue mussel) is the source of this 3995-nucleotide messenger RNA. Its product is annotated as transient receptor potential cation channel subfamily M member-like 2. The record is from RefSeq and is a predicted model, not a curated record. NCBI's taxonomy places the organism in Eukaryota, Metazoa, Mollusca, Bivalvia, Mytilida, Mytilidae. The coding region runs from base 1 to 2598 and encodes 865 amino acids. Gene Ontology annotation, molecular function: ligand-gated calcium channel activity. Gene Ontology annotation, biological process: calcium ion transmembrane transport. Gene Ontology annotation, cellular component: plasma membrane. The transcript has 16 exons.